This is a messenger RNA of Choloepus didactylus (southern two-toed sloth), 1023 nucleotides long. RefSeq names its product olfactory receptor 5A2-like. Gene Ontology annotation, cellular component: membrane. Gene Ontology annotation, biological process: G protein-coupled receptor signaling pathway; sensory perception of smell. NCBI's taxonomy places the organism in Eukaryota, Metazoa, Chordata, Mammalia, Pilosa, Megalonychidae. Gene Ontology annotation, molecular function: odorant binding; olfactory receptor activity; G protein-coupled receptor activity. The record is from RefSeq and is a predicted model, not a curated record.
AUGACGUUGUCAAAAGUGGUCUUGACUCUUCUUCUUGGCUUUAGCUGCUCAGUCUGUGACUUCUCUAUAGCUACAGAAAGGAACAACACAUUUGUGACAAAAUUCAUCCUCCUGGGAUUUUCAGAUCAUCCCCCAAUUAAGAUUUUCCUUUCUCUGUUAUUUUUGGGAAUCUACCUCAUGACACUGACCUGGAACCUGAGCCUCAUCACCCUCAUCAGGAUGGAUUCUCACCUGCACACACCCAUGUACUUCUUCCUCUGUAACCUGUCCUUCCUGGACAUCUGCUAUGCAACCUCCACGUCUCUGAAGAUGCUCUCUGACAUCAUCACAGAGCAGAAAACCAUUUCUUUCCUUGGCUGUGCACUGCAAUACUUUGUCUUCUGUGGAAUGGGGCUGACAGAAUGCUUUCUCUUGGCAGCCAUGGCAUAUGACCGGUAUGCUGCCAUCUGCAACCCACUGUUCUACACAGCCCUCAUUUCCCAUAUACUUUGUUUAAAGAUGGUGGCUGGGUCUCAAGUGGGUGGAUUCCUUAGUUCUUUCAUUGAAACCUACUCUGUCUAUCAUCAUGAUUUCUGUGGGCCCAGCAUGAUCAACCACUUCUUCUGUGACCUUCCCCCAGUCCUGGCUCUGUCCUGCUCUGAUACUUUCACCAGCCAGGUGGUGAUCUUCAUUGUGGAUGUUGUUGUGGGAGUGGUGUCUGCCCUUGUGGUUCUCAUUUCUUAUGGUUACAUUGUUGCUGCUGUGCUAAAAAUCAGCUCAUCUAAAGGUAGGACCAAGGCCUUCAACACCUGUGCCUCUCACCUGACCGCUGUGACCCUCUUCUACGGCUCUGGUCUCUUCAUGUACAUGCGACCUAAUUCCAGCCACUCCCUAAAUCGGGACAAGGUGGUGUCCGUAUUCUAUGCUGUGGUGAUCCCCAUGGUGAAUCCCAUCAUCUACAGUCUUAGGAAUAAGGAGAUCAAAAAUGCCACAAGGAAGGCCGCGGAAAGGGCUGUGCUUUCUCAUGGACAUUCAUUUUUCUAA